UUUAUCACUUGCUUCCAAACGAGGACUGCGCUGCAUUGGGCAGGCGCUCCACACACUCUUGUCUACUGUGGAAAGGCGAAGCGCAAGCAAAUAUUUGGUCGUUUCGCGGAAAGCGGUUUUCGUGUCCGUAUUGAAAAUUGCCCUCCGUGCCAAUGCUGAAUAACGCCAGGACUUCGAAAAGAAUGUGGAUGUAAACCGAGGCGAACGGGGCUUCUUUGAAAACAGAGGCGACAAUUGGGUGCAGAGAGAUGAAUUCAGUGACAGACGCGGCCCACCUGUGAAUCCAGAACUGUCCAGUGCUUUUCGUAUUCGACAGCACCGCAGUAAUACUGGCCGUGCAUUUAGAUUGAGAAUUUAAAAAAUGAAUUUAAUUUUUACUACCCUCCAUCGCGUUUGUAAACUCACACAAAGCCUGGUUGUUUUAAAUAACUCUGAGGUCUGACUGCACGCUCCAGUCUACAGGGUAAACAACUGCACUGAUUCAUUUCUGCUCUGUGCUUGGGUUUGAACCAGUAUUGCAAAAAGGCCACGAUGGCGAAGUGGCUGAAGGACUAUUUGAGUUUUGGGAGUAAGCGAAUGCCCCCUCAGCCGCCGAAACCGGACUAUAGCGAGAGUGAAAUCCUCAAAGCGUAUCGCGUGCAGAAGAGCUUGGAUUUUGAGGACCCAUAUGAAGACCACGAAAACAGAUCCAGGAACGACGAUGGAUCCACAGAGGUCCAGAACGCGGGACUCGGCUCUCCGCUGAAGACCUCGGCUCUGGAUAUGAAGGUGGUAUCUCCCAAACAUCGGCUCAUCAAGGUGGACUCGCAAGACCUUGGUCGGACCAAAAUUCUUCUGAGCGCCGUGUCCCUAGAAGAGUCUCCAGAGCCAGUGGUGCCCUCGGCCCCGGCUGUGGGAGACAUGGACUACUCAGACCCCUUUGACGCCCGCCGGGACGUGCAGCCUGAGAGCCACGCGGGCACCGCCAGGCCGGAGAACAACGGGUACAUGGAGCCCUACGAGGCUCAGCGAGUGCUGGCAGAGCUUCAGAGGCGUGCCGGAGGCCGGGGCCGAGGGGGCGUGCAGCUGUACGACACCCCGUACGAGGAGCGCGGCUCGGGGCUGGCGGAGGCGCCCGAGGAGGGCCGGGAGAGCAGGCUCCCGCAGGACGACGAGAGGCCGGCGGAUGAGUAUGACCAGCCCUGGGAGUGGAAGAAGGAGCACAUCUCCAAGGCCUUCGCAGGGUCUGAUAUGAACGGGCUGCCUGAAUUGCCCUGGCCUCCUCCGGUAGGCCAGCUGGAGGAGGAGCCCGCCCUGGGUGAGCAAGUGCAGUUUGAGUGUGCGGAGUGGGACCGCUCCUCCUCUCCGGAUCGCGCGCGUUCCUCUAGGGCUGCUCUCGUCUCGGGCAGCGCUAAGCUCCGGAAGCCCAGCGAGCCUGCCCCUGUGCUGGGGGAGCGUGUGGACCCAACCCUGCCCCUGGAGAAGCAAGUAUGGUACCAUGGUGCUCUCUCCCGCUCAGAUGCUGAGUCUCUGUUGACACUGUGUAAGGAGAGCAGUUACCUUGUGAGGAUCAGUGAAAGCAGUCACUCCGAAUACUCCCUCUCUCUAAGAAGCUGCCAAGGCUUCAUGCACAUGAAGUUUAGCCAAUUGAAGGACGGCAAGUACGUUUUGGGCCAGAACAGCCAGCCAUUCGGCACCAUCCCGGAAGUCAUCCACUACUACACCAGGCACAAGCUGCCAAUCAGAGGAGCCGAACACUUAUCCCUGCUAUUUCCUGUGCUGGUACAGACCCUCUGAUUGGCGGAGGGUUGUGCCAAUAUCGUUUCAAGCUUUCUUCUGGAUCUGGAACAAUUAAAAGACAAUGAUAUCUGCGAUGCUUACACAAAAUUUUUGGAUUUUGGACAAAGUUAAAAAUUCUUUUUGACGUUUUCCUACAUCAAUAAACUAAAUUAAAUAACAGAAUCCACUUGUUUAUAGUAUGUUUUAUAGAACGUAUUGUAUCACAAGUCUUGUUAAGCUUAAACUGCAGUAUUUGACUUCCCAAUAAGCUGUAUCAUUACAGGUCAUUACGUUGACCUGCUGCCUGACGUUCUUGCAUUACUCUGUCACAAUGACCCUUGAUUUGUCUGUGCGGGUUAACAUUGCUGGUAUCUCUGUCCCUCUGGAUGCCCACAAACUGGAGACACUGUCCACAAGCCCGUUUAAGGUUACACAGCUAACAAACCUGCCCUUUGAUCAACAUGGAGAUGUUUUCUGUCACAUCGUCUUCUAGAAGUGUCUUCUAGACGCCAAACCCCGGUGGCCAUUGUUCAUUCUUGGCUGCCCCAGAAGGCUUCAGAAUUGCUCUUUUAUUUCUGUUCUAAUGGCUGAACGCUGAAGUCAUUUGGGGUUUGGGAUUCUGGUUUGUUCAUAUGGGUGGUCUCAGCUUGGCCUGUCCACGUGUCUGUGACAAGUGUCUUUUUAGUCUUCACCAUUGUGCAGAGUUAAGAACGAUGUGGUGUUUGAAUUCCAGAGAACUUAUUGCUACGAGUGUGUUCGCGACCAAGACGUGGUUAUGAAAGUGUUUCUUUAGCUGCUGUUAUUUUGGUAUGUGAUAUA
Electrophorus electricus (electric eel) is the source of this 2577-nucleotide messenger RNA. It is a transcript of the gene shdb, whose product is annotated as Src homology 2 domain containing transforming protein D, b. The record is from RefSeq and is a predicted model, not a curated record. Gene Ontology annotation, molecular function: phosphotyrosine residue binding. NCBI's taxonomy places the organism in Eukaryota, Metazoa, Chordata, Actinopteri, Gymnotiformes, Gymnotidae.